Aureococcus anophagefferens is the source of this 501-nucleotide messenger RNA. RefSeq lists its product as hypothetical. The coding region runs from base 1 to 501 and encodes 166 amino acids. The transcript has 2 exons. NCBI's taxonomy places the organism in Eukaryota, Pelagophyceae, Pelagomonadales, Pelagomonadaceae. The record is from RefSeq and is a predicted model, not a curated record.
AUGUCCACGCUGGGCACGAAGGGCUGCUACCUCACCUUUGACGCCGCGUCGCAAGGCACGCUGUUCGUGCACUGGAGCGAGACGCCCAUCGAGGGCGCCAUCGCGUUCUUCGCGCCGCGCAAGAACGUUCCAGGCUUCAAGUUCAAGCAGAACGGCGGGCGCAGCGAGCUCAUCCGCGAGAUGUCGGGCGGCACGGGCGAGCGCAUCAAGCGCUACUACUCGGGCUGGUGCCAGUACGUCAAGCUCGCCAAGUCGUUCCAGGCCGCCUUCGUCAUGUACGCCUUCGACGUCCUGCCCAUGGUCGACAUCGCCCUGAUCGACGGCGCGAAGGAGAGCGACAACAUCGUCCCCGUCGUCGUCGGCGAGCCCGUCGAGUCGCUCGCGACCAUGUCCGCCGUCGGCACCGUGCCGCACCCGAACCCGUGCUUCACCGCGACGACGUUCUCCAAGGAGUACUUCAUCAGCACGGGCAACAAGGAGGGCGUCGCGCUGCCGAUCUAG